Molecule: messenger RNA, 1089 nt
Organism: Exophiala aquamarina CBS 119918
Lineage: Eukaryota; Fungi; Ascomycota; Eurotiomycetes; Chaetothyriales; Herpotrichiellaceae
Exons: 4
Coding region: 1-1089 (362 amino acids)
Source: RefSeq, a predicted model, not a curated record
AUGGUCUCUGGCCCUUGCAAAAGCUCGAGACUUAAAUCCAAAUUUACCCAAACCCCACACGCCAUCCAUAAUAGUAAGCGACAGACGAGGAGCAUUGUACGUCGUCAACCUGAUGAUCGAGCUCAAAAGCUACGCAGUGCCUCCCUGGCAAGAAUCUACAAGGAGAUUGACGCUUUUGCCCGACGAGACAGGUCACAAUACUGGACGCCAAAGGAGCAGAAGAAGUCGAACGAUGAGAUGGACGCCAUCCACCAAAUUCUACGACAAGCCAGGAUGAUCCGAUCGCUCCAUCAAAUUCGAUGGGAACAGCACAAAUCCUUACGAAGACGGCUCAGCACUUUCCAAACAGAUAUUCCAGCCGUCGCCAGGGCUGUGGCACGGGCCAACGCAGAUUGGUCGAUCACAGGAGACAUACAAAAAAAGUUUAAGGACUUUUGUGAGGGACCCAAUCUUAUGAUCUUGAAAUGGGGCGGACUUUUCGCCAUGAUCAGAUCUAACGCUUCGAGUCUGGAACUAUUCGCGCAGGAAAGCUUUGGCAUCAAACCUCGCGAUUUGGACAAAAUCUAUGAUGUCGGUUUCAACAAGGAACCAGGCUCAUGGAUUGUUCCUGGAGAGAAGGGCCCCGCCCGGAGGAGCAGGAUUGAGGCUGGAGAAACAACGGAAUCGACGCUGUCCGAGUUCAACAGAAAGGACCCGGCACUUGAAUUGCUCUCCAAACUGGACGUUCUUCAGGAAAACAUCGACGAGUCGGUCGUUAAAGUCCGUCAGGUUCGGCGACGAGUUGACCAUCAACUACAGCAAUUGGUACUUCAGAAACAUCGACUUGGGCUGCAAAUGUGGGAGGGGGUGCUGUCGUUGCUGGGUCGAGGAAAAAGUCCCGACGGAGCUCCCAGGGCAGAUACCCUGAAAGAGGCGAAGGCUAAGGGAACGGCUCCUGCUUGGGCGAUGGAGGACGACAAUGUGCCGUUCGACAACCCCCUGGCAAAGAGUAGUCUUGGCCUCGCCGUGGAGGAGGUCAAGAAGAGGAAGAUGAAGAAAGACCCUAAUGAUGAGAAGAGUGAUAGCAAGAGGCAGAGGAAGAGAGGAUAG